Messenger RNA from Ostreobium quekettii, 402 nucleotides. NCBI's taxonomy places the organism in Eukaryota, Viridiplantae, Chlorophyta, Ulvophyceae, Bryopsidales, Ostreobiaceae. The record is from the annotation of a GenBank genome assembly.
GCCUCAGCCGGCGAGGCCUUCGAGCGCGGUCUGGACGUCAUGCAGCUGGGCGGGCUGCAGAAGGGCGCCGCCCGCGCCAUCUCCGCCAUCGAGGUGGAGCACUCGGACGACACCUUCUCCAUGCACUUCGUCACGCCCGUCCCGCAGUUCAAGGUCACGGAGAAGUACACCUUUGGCCGCGAGGUGGCCAUCGGCCGGAGGGACCUUAGGUCCGGGCGGCAGAUGGUGACAGCAGAAGAUGCAGGGGACAUGCUGGUUUUCCGGCACGGAUGGGGCGACCCUGUGGCGGGGUCCAUGGUGGAGGAGUUCACGUGCCCCGAGGACGGCGUGCUGCACAUGCUGUCCGUGGUGGAGGUUGCCGGGAAGGCGGCGACGGUCCUGCAGGUGUACAGGAGGCAGUGA